Trypanosoma rangeli is the source of this 843-nucleotide messenger RNA. RefSeq names its product protein kinase. The record is from RefSeq and is a predicted model, not a curated record. Lineage: Eukaryota; Euglenozoa; Kinetoplastea; Trypanosomatida; Trypanosomatidae. Gene Ontology annotation, molecular function: ATP binding; protein kinase activity. The transcript has a single exon. Gene Ontology annotation, biological process: protein phosphorylation. The coding region runs from base 1 to 843 and encodes 280 amino acids.
AUGAGUGGUGUAGACGUCGAGGAGCUGCGUCAGGUGACACUUGGCAAGAAGCUAGGCGCUGGCAGUUUUGGUUCGGUUUAUGCUGGCAUCCUCCCCAGUGGUCGAUUUGUUGCGGUGAAGGAGUUGGAGCUUGCAGAAGAUGCUCCCACUAAUACAGAGGUGGAGAUUCAUAAGAAGCUGGCACAUGAAAACAUUAUUCGAUACCUUCACAGCCAUGUCGACACCGAAAGCUCACCGAAGCGGUUGUUUGUUUAUCUCGAAUUUGUUACAGGGGGUUCUGUGACAUCACUUAUGAAAACUCUUCCAAAGGGGCGCUUGCCAAAUCCAGUGGUGCGGGUUUACGCUCGCCACAUGUUUUCUGGUUUGGAGUACUUGCACAGGAAUCAGGUGGCUCACCGUGAUAUCAAGGGGGAUAACCUGCUUAUUUCUAUGGACACAGGGAUAGCGAAACUGGCCGACUUUGACCAGGCAAAAAUUAUGACGACACAUGGAACUCUACGCAAGGCGGCCACUGCGACGCUUGCCGGUACACCGUACUGGAUGGCGCCGGAGGUUAUUACCGACGAAAGUGGAUACAAUCCAUUUAAGGCGGACAUAUGGUCUGCGGGAUGCACGGUGGCUGAGAUGAUAACAGGCCGCCCCCCGUGGACGCCAAUGGCCAAUGUAAUGCACAUUAUGAACAGACUUGCAAUGUCCUCCGGGUGGCCCGAUGCGGUUCCAAAGGAUCCUGAGGCGUUGGGUUCCCAGCAUGCCUAUGACUUUCUAGAUCUUUGCUUCAAACGCGAUGUUGCCGAGCGACCUGAUGUCUCAACAUUACUGAAGCAUCCUUUUCUACAAAUCUAG